AUGACCAAACAGAACAUGGAGUCACAGUCUGCUACAAUCAAGCGUCUUGAGACAACCGUUGGACAACUCUCAGGGACCUUGAACCAGAUGCAACAGCAGCAACAACCAGGGAAGCUCCAUGGCCAAGGAUUGCAGCCUCAUCAAGCUCAAGCUGUCACAGUCCUACGGAGUGGAAAAAAAGUGGACAACAAAGUGGAGAUCCCUACUGACGAGCCCCCUAAGGAAACUUGUGAGGAGGAGAUGGUGAAAGAAGUACCCCCACCGAGAGAAGAAGAGCAGCAAGGAGAGCCCUCGGUGAAGCUUCACAAGGCCACCAAGCCUUACAGACCACCGAUCCCGUACCCAGGUCGGUUGAGGAAUGAGAAGCAAGAUCAACAAUUCACCGACUUCUACAACAUGUUGGCAAAGGUGAAUGUCAACUUGCCACUUCUGGACGUGAUCAGAAAUGUCCCGGCCUAUGUGAAGUUCUUUAAGGAGCUGGCGUCCAAGAAGAGGAAGUUUGUUGACAACGAGAAGAUUCUUGUGUCCGAGGUUGCCAAUUCCAUCAUGCAACAGCCCUUGCCACCCAAGCAACGAGAUCCAGAUAGAUCAGUUAGGUAUCCUCGUGGGGUCAUUGAGGAUAUUUUAGUUAGAGUGGGUGGUUUAAUCGUGCCUGUCGAUUUUGUUGUGCUUGAAAUAGGAGAAGUUCAUGAGAAUGGCAAGGAACAUACUUUACUGCUAGGAAGACCAUUCAUGGCCACCACUAACACGUUGAUUGAUGUGAAAAAUGGAACAAUAAAAAUGACUGUGUUAGGAGAGUCCGUGUCUUUUUCUGUGCAUCAUAGUCGCGCUUUGCCAUCAUCUUCAUUUACUAAUGAAUGCUCCUAUAUAGAUGCUAUUGACGGCCUCGCCGAGAUGGUUUAUGUGCAGGAACAAGAGAUAGUGGAGGUCUUUGCAGGAUCGGCGGAUAUGGAGAAGUUUGCUCGGGAAGCCGAGGAAAGAGAGAGAGGACGAAGAGACAAACUCCCCAUUGAUGAGCCUGUGGUGCUUGAAGAUGCCACGAAGUGCAAAAAGCCCAAAUUGGAACUCAAGGAGCUCUCCAAACACCUCAAGUAUGUGUACUUGGAAGAAGGAGAGGAGAAGCCCGUGAUAAUAUCCACCGAGCUCACUCAUGAGCAAGAAAUGGCAUUGAUGGAGGUGCUAAGGAGCAACAAGCUGGCAUUUGGGUGGGGCCUUGCCGACAUUAGUGGCAUUAGCCCAGCCAUCUCGAGGAGGGAGCAACACCUAAGAGGGAUGGCCAACGAAGACUAA
Salvia miltiorrhiza (redroot sage) is the source of this 1290-nucleotide messenger RNA. RefSeq lists its product as uncharacterized. The coding region runs from base 1 to 1290 and encodes 429 amino acids. The transcript is spliced from 2 exons. Lineage: Eukaryota; Viridiplantae; Streptophyta; Magnoliopsida; Lamiales; Lamiaceae. The record is from RefSeq and is a predicted model, not a curated record.